Messenger RNA from Acaulospora morrowiae, 273 nucleotides. The record is from the annotation of a GenBank genome assembly. Lineage: Eukaryota; Fungi; Glomeromycota; Glomeromycetes; Diversisporales; Acaulosporaceae.
CUAACUCAAACUAUUGAUAAAAUUAUAAUGCAAAUGAUUGAGAAAGUGGAAUGCAACAAUAAGCCAAAUCAAACUAUCAAUAAACUCUUAAUACAAGAGUUUGGAAAGGGUUUCAAAACUUAUAUAGAAAAGCCAGAACAAGAUUACAAUUUGGAGAUUGAAUCUGAGCUUGAAAAUAGAAUUAAAGGUAUUUUAACUAUUUCCAAAUUCACAGUUAAAAAUCAUGUUGUUACUAAUAAUACACAAAUUGGGCCUACAAAUGACGAUAUAUAA